Molecule: messenger RNA, 486 nt
Organism: Anopheles marshallii
Lineage: Eukaryota; Metazoa; Arthropoda; Insecta; Diptera; Culicidae
Product: low molecular weight phosphotyrosine protein phosphatase 1-like
Exons: 2
Coding region: 1-486 (161 amino acids)
Biological process (GO): protein dephosphorylation
Cellular component (GO): cytoplasm
Molecular function (GO): non-membrane spanning protein tyrosine phosphatase activity; acid phosphatase activity
Source: RefSeq, a predicted model, not a curated record
AUGAGUGAACAAAAGAAGGCUCUUUUUAUCUGUCUCGGCAACAUCUGUCGAUCGCCGAUCGCGGAAGCAGUGUUCCUCAAAACGAUAAACAAUGCUGGCGUUGCAGAUAGAUGGGAAGUCGAUAGUGCCGCUAUUGGAUCAUGGCACGUUGGCCGAAAUCCUGAUCAUCGGGCUCUAGCAACAAUGAAGAAGCACGAUUUGCCGUACAAUAACACAGCAAGACAAAUUAAGAAAGCGGAUUUCGACCAUUACGACUACAUUUUCGGCAUGGACGGAGAGAACAUUGCUGACUUGAAGGAGCGUGCACCUAACGGAGGCGGUAAGGCGAAAAUAUUGUUGCUUGGUGAUUUCGAUCCGCAACAGCCCGGUGCAAUCAUACGCGAUCCUUACUAUGAUAAGGGCUCGGAGGGAUUUGAGCAGUGCUACGUGCAGUGUGUACGCUGUUGCGAUGGCUUUCUGGCCAAAGCUCAAAAAGGGGAAAUCUGA